Messenger RNA from Ceratosolen solmsi marchali, 1049 nucleotides. It is a transcript of the gene Rnf11, whose product is annotated as Ring finger protein 11. The coding region runs from base 333 to 854 and encodes 173 amino acids. The record is from RefSeq and is a predicted model, not a curated record. The transcript is spliced from 2 exons. Lineage: Eukaryota; Metazoa; Arthropoda; Insecta; Hymenoptera; Agaonidae. Gene Ontology annotation, cellular component: ubiquitin ligase complex. Gene Ontology annotation, molecular function: ubiquitin protein ligase activity. Gene Ontology annotation, biological process: ubiquitin-dependent protein catabolic process.
GUGGUGUCGAAUAGUCGUUGAUUCGAAUGCGCCGUCAACUGUUGGGCAGCGGGCAAAGGGCGCUGGGUACGUCUGGCGGCGAUAGUAGGCCCCGAGCGCGAGCGUACGUAAGCUGAGCGCGACAGGGGGCAAACAGAGCUGUGUAUAGUAGCAGACCGUCGAGUGGCCCUAGAUCAUCCCUUUGUGCUAGGUGUCGCCUAGUCCAGGACUCCGCUGAUGGAGACGGCGAACCGUGAGGCCGCUGCGGCUACUCCGCUCUGUGCAAUUGCUGAUUGAGCUUUGCCAGCUGACAAAAUUGGCAAAGAGCAGCAGCAUCAGCAGCCGCCGUCGCCAUGGGCAACUGCCUCAAUUGCGUCGGAGGCGCUCAGCAAGACAACGCUAAUUUGCUCAGUAACAGCUCGGAUCCUGCCCUCGGGAUUGGCGCCUCCCAGGACACGCUCAGACCUUCACUGCCCUACAAUGAAAUGUCUAGCAAUUAUUAUCCCCCGGCACCCAUUAGAGAACGACAUUUACAAUCUACAGAGAUGGGCAUUAGCCGUGGAAUUGGAAUAGGAGUUGGCUUUGGAACCGGUGGUGGACCAAUUAUAAACGAGGAAGAACAUCAAGUCAGAAUGGCUAAACGUAUUGGCCUUAUUCAGCACUUACCUACGAGGGAGUUCGAUGGUGUCAAGAAAGGCGAAUGUGUAAUUUGUAUGAUGGAGUUGGUGACCGGUGAAGAAGUGCGUUAUUUGCCAUGUAUGCAUACCUAUCAUGCUGUUUGUAUCGACGACUGGUUACUGCGAUCGCUGACUUGUCCUACUUGUAUGGAACCAGUGGACGCAGCUUUAAUUAAUUCUUAUCAUCCUACCACUUAAUAUCAACUAGUGAGAUGUAUCAACGGAGUAGCUAACGUGUCGUGCGAAUUAGAUCACUUAAAUGAUAGAAAGCUACUACAAUGUCUUCGUUAUAAACAUGAUUGUAAUUGUAGCGGUUUGCAUUUAUCGAUGCCUGAAAGAAAAAACAUAAGUGUAGAUGUUCAUUAAGAGGGAAUGAUUAAAAAUCAAUAUACA